AUGGAUUCAGGAAGACAAGGCACCCUGUCACCAUCACUGCACAAUGACAUACUGGAAAUCACUGAAAACAAUGGUGAGUAGUGAGUUCAUAUUUAAAGGGUGGGUCAUUUUAAUUUUUUUAAUUUAUUCUUUUCAAUUUAACACUUAGAUGGAGGUAACAUACCCCAUUCAAUAGUGGGCCGUGUCUCUGCUUGCUCUGUGUUAUGACUAAAAUCCUUCAAAUAAGGAUGCUUGCUCUGUGUAGUUGGGUACCAGGUGCCUAUUAAUCAUGUCAAUAAAAGUACCGUAUGGUGACUGCAUGGACAUAAUGACUGGGAUUAUCAUAUAAUACAUUACAAAUGUUAUUGUUUUAUGUAUACGUCAUUAUUCUAAUGUAACCCAUUAUCAACCGGUUUCUGUGCUAACCCCUCUGGCACUCAGGGUUAACUGGAUACAUUCUGGAUAAAUUAGGUUUCUAGAACGUGAACAGAAUAAAUGGCGAUGCAAUGCUGUAUUGACCUUAAUUGUUAAUAAUCCCUAACAUUUGUACAUUUCUUUCAAAAACUGUAUUUUAUAUCAACACAACAUAUGUGGUUUUAUCCACUCAAAAGAGGUGAUUUAACUAAAAUGAAACAGAAGCACUCGUACAAAGUUUUAGAUCCAGAGCAAUAGCCAAUGUUCUUAGGUAAUGUGUAUUUGUGCCCAGGAGAUAGUCUAGCAUGCUCUCAAAAUGCUCCAGAAUAUCCAAAAUAUGUACAGAAUAACAGGUGCAGCAUGCUAGUUACAUCACCAUUAAUUGCAAAUGUACUUUGUAUUCACUGUGGUCUUCCAUGUUUAAAGAUAAGCAAACUGUAUAGAAGUCACGUAAGCUCGUUUUGGCUACUUUAGCACCCCUGUUUGUGAACUACAUAACCCAUAAUGCUUUGUCAGCCCUUGAGGCUUUAGACUAAGUACUGUGGGAAAUUCAUUUCAAAACACUCAGGGACGUUAGCCAAGAUUAGCCCUCAUCGAUGUAGUUAGUGCAUGAUUCACAGAAAUGGGUAUUCAGCAAUGAACGUGUUAAUGUGGGCUGUACAUAGGAUUCUUAGCUUCUGUUUUAGGAUAAUCUCUGAUAAAAUAACUUCAAAAGCUAUAAUCACACAUAAUAACUAUAGGUUCCAUUUACCUUACAUGACCGGAGAGUUGCAAUAUCUAACCGAACUACAGGAUAGAACUGUGUUUUUGUAUGAUAAACAGAGUCAGUUCAAAUGAUGUCAAAUUAUUAUUUUUAUUUUUUUUAAUGACCUUACUGAAAAACAUAUAGUAUGAGUAUUUAGCUUCCUGUACAUAUUUUGCCAGCUCUGUUGUUGCUUUAUUGUGUACAUUGAAGUUUCCUUGAGCCGUCAGUGAUGGUUAAAUAUAUUCAAAGCUCAUACAGUGUACACGCUGCUUGUCUUUUGCACACACUUCACUUUAUAAUGCUAGUGAGUGAAAGCUACACUAGAGGGCGCUAGAUGAAUAAGUAUGUGUUCAGUUGUACCACAAAAUGCUUGUAAACUGUUGAAAUAUGUCUAGAUGACGUACAAAUAUCAAAAUAGAUUAAAAAAAAUCACAAAAUGUUUAUUCACUAAGGUGAAAUGAGUGCAUGGUUACAUAGUGAAUCAGGCUCACAUUGUAUCAGUCAGGACAGUUUAGGUACUGGUAAAUUUCCAAUAGUGCUCUAUAGUGCUUAACUGUCUACAAAAUAAUUGUACCAAAGUCAUGAAAUAGAGUCAUGUCAGCUAUGUUUGGUUGUAGGGAAACACUGAAGUGAUAAUUAAAACAACAAAGAAAGCUGAACAUCUGUCACGUCAUUCCGCACUUUAAUAUGAGGGGAAUCUGUUGCACUUUAAUAUCAGGAGUCACUGGUUACCUUUGGGCAUCUUAUGCUGGGAGAAUGGGCACAAAGAGUGCUUAUACAGCAAUGCAGGUGUUAGAGAUUUACUUCCUAUUAUUAAGGCAAAAUAAAAAAAGUUUGAAAACCUACCUGUCCAACAAAACACACACACACACACACACAUAUAUAUAUACAUAUAUGUAUAUUGCUUUAGCGCACCCAACCACUACAAGUCAUUGGUUGGUGAAUAAACAUUUAAAUGUUGCUGGACAUGUGCCAGCAUAUACUGAAAUCUGACUUGGCCAUUGCAGCCAUAAUUUAAAAAAAAAAAUAGAUUCCCAAUGCUGAUUAUUACACAGAUUGCAGCUUGUGUAGCACUUGCACAAUAUUGAUAUCAAAUCACCUGUCUCUUAUUGUCAAGCUUUAAGUUGUAUUCAUUCAUUAAUUCAUUUGUUCGUUCAUUUAUUAAUUAAUUCAUUAAUUCAUUCAGAACAACAGUUUCCACUUACCAGUGAUUGAACAUUAACAUUUACUGAUAAAAAAAAAGUAGCACAACAUCUAAAGGAUAUAUACAGUAUGAUGCUCCUUUCUGUCAUGGAAAAAUGUUGGUACAUAUAGGUACACAGAUAAAUUAAACUAAUAUAACCAUCCAGAAUGCAUUGAAUUAGAAAUAAUGUAUUAUGAUUUAAUCAUAUCCAAUGUAUACAUGAUGCAUAUGAUAGAAAAAAAACGUAAAAUUUAACAUCUUCUAAAUCAAUUCAAUGCAAAUUAAUGUUUUCACAUUGAUUAAUUCCAUAAAUUCUAAGAUAUUUUCAUAAAAACCAAGUAUGAUGUAUCUGAAACAUAUUGUUAUUAAAAAGCAGAUACAAGACACAUUUUACAUAUUGUUUGCUGUUCAGGGAUUUCUAUAAAUUGAAAAUGAUGUGCAUUUAUAAAUGAAUCUCUCUAAUCAUUUGCAGAUUGGGGGAUAAAAUGUUACAGAUUGUGUCAUGCUUUAUAAUAUUGCUUAUCUUGAUAUAACAUUAGGUCAAAACAACCAAAUUAGAAAAAGCUAUACUUCCACUUCAAGCCUCUGGCCUACAAUUUGCCAUUUAUAGUUUAUUGGACAACCACAGAAUCAUACCCUGGCACUCCAGAUGUUGUGGACUACAUUGCCUUUGAUGCUUUGCCAGCAUUACAGCUAUAAGAGCAUUAUGGGACAUGUCCAAACGCCUGGAAUGCCAAAGGCUGCCUAUCCCUGCCUUAAACCAAGACAAUUUAACAGUGUGUUCUGGGCUCAGAUCAUCAACUAUAUAAUGCUUAACCAUUAUAUAGUUGAUGGGAAAGACACUACUACUGGAGAGAGGUAGUUCUCACCCCUAGUCAUGGGAGAAUAACAAAAAUUGCCAACAAUUGGAAGUUGGGGAAGUGUUUACACAUGGAUGUUUGCCUAAAGAAUAAAAUUUGCUUGAACCUGCCCUUUCCAUGGCAUUAUGGUAAAUUUGUGUCUGUCACUGAACCUAAAUUGUCAUUUGAAAUCCCACUUCCUUAUUCUUACAAAUUACAAUUGCAUUGGUGUAUUUUGUUAUGUGUUAAUGGUCUCCCCAAUAUGAAAGCCUGGGUUCCUCACUGGGUUGCAUAUCUGCUUUCUAUGUAAACAAACUCUUAGAGAAAUGGUAAACAGAUCCUACAAUUCUUUUAGAGUGUAAGCAAAUAUAAAUGGUUUUAGAACAUCAGAAAUUGUAAGAGGAAGUGUCACAGAACACCUGUAUCAUAAAUACUGUGGAUGUAGUGUACUAUCACAGAAAUCACUAUAGUUCCUUACAUAGAUUGAUUUUACAAUAACAAUAUAUUUAAAACUCGAGGCAUGUUGCGACUUUUGCAUUAUAAAGAACGUCUUAACCGCAUUUUUUAUGAAACAAUAUACUGGUGAAGCCAUAGACUGGUAGAUACUUGCCUCUCUCAAUACAUAACUUUCCUGAUUCCAAAAACUGCCAAUGACAAAACAAGUUAAAGAUAAUAGAUGUGCAUUUUGGUUUUAGGGCAAAUAUGAUUUAACGUAAUAUAACUUUGAAGAGAGUUUGUUAACCAGAAGCGAUGCUUGUGGCAGAUGUAUUGGCCUCAAGUAACCUGUGCAGUUGCCAAAUCCAGUUUAAUUAUUAUAUUAAACAGAGUCUGUUUCAAGGUUUAAAAAUAGGUUUGUUAAUUUGCUAACAUUUCUUUAUAAAGGAAGAAGGACAAAUCAGUUAAUUGGACAAUUAAGCAAAAAUAGACCUUUAGGUUUAUUUUUAGACUUCUGACAGCAACAUACUUAAAUAGUGUGUAUCGUCCUAUAGUUAAAUAUAACACAGUUGUCACUUAUUUAAUGGAAAAAGCCAAUUCUAAGUGAAAUUAAGUGUCACUUGUGUGGUAGACCUACAUCAAUGCUGUCCUAUGUGGCAUUGAUAUCUAUAGUCGGUGUGUUGUUACAGAGGUGUACAACAUUUGUUUGUCUCAACAUGUUUUCACUUGGUAAAUUCCACAUAUUAACUGCUUAUAUAUAAUAAUACAGAUUUGUUGCCAAACUUGCAAUUUCACUUGCUAAAAACUAAUGAAAUUAUUUCAUGUAAUGUUAUGCAUAGCACCACAGUCCUACUGGCACUUAUACAAAUAAAAUAUCAAUUGAAACAUACCUGUAAUGCAUACUCUUAAAAUUACAUGUUAAAGGAAAACUGGCAUGGUUUUUAUUAUUAUUUUAAACAAAUAGGUUACUGUAGGCUGUGUAUAUUUUUAUUGUAAUAUAUACUCAUAAGUAAAUACCUAUUUUAAGAGCAUAUCCUGGCUUAUCUGUGCUCCGUGGGGAUGACCAUCUUAAAAUCUUCUGUGGUCAACAGCACAGUUUAUCUGACCAAUCACCAUGCACAAUUAAUGUCUGUAACCAGGUUAGAAUGUGAUUUUGAAAUGCCCAUUGUUUAUGCAUGAUGUCAUUGGUAUUUGUGAAACCAUACUAACUUUCAAUUAUCUUCAUGGUAUUUAAUUGGUUAAGUGGUGUUUCUGAAAGAGUAGUUAAGGUGGACACCCCCAGAGAUAAAGAGUAUUGCAAACAUACACAAUGAAAAAUGAAUUUAUUUAUAUGUAUUCAUUAUAACAUAAUAUAUAUUAGACAUAGUACAUGCCAUCUAAAAUAUCAGAAUUUUUAAAAAAGUUUUCACUUAAGGAAGUCAGUGUAAAUGUCAAUGAUUAGUUGCACCAGCAAUGAGUGAUACAUUAGAACAGAGGAGAGGUACUAAGAUCAAUAUUGUAUGACAGUGUUCAUUUCGUUGACUAACAAUUUUAGUCAGAUUUUAGUUGACUAAACUUUUUGAGAUUUAGUUGACUAAAGCUAAAAUGGAUUUUUAGUUAAAAGACUAUGACUAAAACUAAAUUUAAAUUUGCUGCCAAAAUUAACACAUGGGAAAGGGAGGAGAGGAAAUGAGAUGCGUGGGGGUUUAAGGAAUGAGACAUAUAGGGGGCUGGGGGAUUGAGACACAUGGGGGGCUAUGGGAAUGAGACAUGGGGGCCGGCUGGGGGAAUGACACAUGGUGAAAUGGUGAGAAUGAGACACAUGAAGGGGCUUAGGGGGGGAAUAUACACAUGAAGAGGCAUGGGGGAAGGAGGGAAGGAGACACGUUGGGAAGAUACAAUGCAUGAAGGGGCUGGAGAACACACAAAGCAACAAAGCAGCAUAAAUUGGCUGGGGUUGAAAUAGACAAGGUGCUGGGGGAAGAGAACCAAAAUAAUUGAGCCAUGGGGGAGCCAGAGGGGCUGGGGACACACACAGAAACCGAGAGGGGCUGUGGAAGGGGCAAAAGAGACAGACUGGCUGGGCUUAGGAGAGACACCUAGAGGGGCUGGGGGACACACAAAGAGACACAGAGGGGAUGGGAACGGGGGAAAAGAGACAGAUAGAGGCUUUAACUAAACGCAUUAGAUUUUAGCCAUGUCAACUAAAACAAUUUAGAUGACUAAAAUUUUACUAAAACUAAAAUGGCUUUUUAGUCAAAAGACUAUGACUAAAACUAAUUUGAAAUGUGCCGCCAAAAUUAACACUGCUGCAGACCCACCCAUAGAUAGAGACAAUUCCUUGCAGCCAUCCCUGGUAACUGAUGGAGGAUUGAUACUUGAUGGUGGUAGUUUCGCCAAGAAGUGUCAAGCAUCAGAGAAAUAUUGAGACAAAGUACUUUGUCUCAGUAUAUCUUUUGACUGGUUUGGAAUUUUGGUAAUAUUCCAACACUAAGUAUUUCAUAAAGAUUUUAUCUUUACUAAAUACUAAUUUUGCAGAGGGGAGGGGUGACAGAACUUUUUUUUGCAAUGUUUUUUGCUUUUAAUUAUUUUCAAGCUUGGUUGUGUUGUGAUAAGUGGACUUGAAUUGACUAAUAUAAUUGCCUAUAUGAUUGUCUUAAAGGGACACUAUAGUCACCCAGACCACUUCAGCUCAAUGAAGUGGUCUGGGUGCCAGGUCCUCCAGGUUUUAACCCUUCAGAUGUAAACAUAGCAGUUUCAGGGAAACUGCUAUGUUUACAUUGCAGGGUUAAUCCGAAAAUCGCAUCCAGCGUGCAGAACAUCCAUAGGAAAGCAUUGAGAAAUGCUUUCCUAUGGACUGUUUGAAUGUGCACAUUCGGCUCCACUCGGACGUCGGCGGGGGAGGAGAGGUCACCAGUGCAGAGGGAGCCCCGUGCUGGAUAAAGGUAAGUGGCUAAAGGGGUUUUAACCCCUUCAGCGCCAAGGGAGGGGGACCCUGAGGGUGGGGGGGGGGGGGUUCUAAGGAUGAUAAGUUUGUUUCCUGACACUACAGGGAGUGCAGAAUUAUUAGGCAAAUGAGUAUUUUGACCAAAUCAUCCUCUUUAUGCAUGUUGUCUUACUCCAAGCUGUAUAGGCUCGAAAGCCUACUACCAAUUAAGCAUAUUAGGUGAUGUGCAUCUCUGUUAUGAGAAGGGGUGUGGUCUAAUGACAUCAACACCCUAUAUCAGGUGUGCAUAAUUAUUAGGCAACUUCCUUUCCUUUGGCAAAAUGGGUCAAAAGAAGGACUUGACAGGCUCAGAAAAGUCAAAAAUAGUGAGAUAUCUUGCAGAAGGAUGCAGCACUCUUAAAAUUGCAAAGCUUCUGAAGCGUGAUCAUCGAACAAUCAAGCGUUUCAUUCAAAAUAGUCAACAGGGUCACAAGAAGCGUGUGGAAAAACCAAGGCGCAAAAUAACUGCCCAUGAACUGAGAAAAGUCAAGCGUGCAGCUGCCACGAUGCCACUUGCCACCAGUUUGGCCAUAUUUCAGAGCUGCAACAUCACUGGAGUGCCCAAAAGCACAAGGUGUGCAAUACUCAGAGACAUGGCCAAGGUAAGAAAGGCUGAAAGACGACCACCACUGAACAAGACACACAAGCUGAAACGUCAAGACUGGGCCAAGAAAUAUCUCAAGACUGAUUUUUCUAAGGUUUUAUGGACUGAUGAAAUGAGAGUGAGUCUUGAUGGGCCAGAUGGAUGGGCCCGUGGCUGGAUUGGUAAAGGGCAGAGAGCUCCAGUCCGACUCAGACGCCAGCAAGGUGGAGGUGGAGUACUGGUUUGGGCUGGUAUCAUCAAAGAUGAGCUUGUGGGGCCUUUUUGGGUUGAGGAUGGAGUCAAGCUCAACUCCCAGUCCUACUGCCAGUUCCUGGAAGACACCUUCUUCAAGCAGUGGUAUGCAUCCUUCAAGAAAAACAUGAUUUUCAUGCAGGACAAUGCUCCAUCACACGCGUCCAAGUACUCCACAGCGUGGCUGGCAAGAAAGGGUAUAAAAGAAGAAAAUCUAAUGACAUGGCCUCCUUGUUCACCUGAUCUGAACCCCAUUGAGAACCUGUGGUCCAUCAUCAAAUGUGAGAUUUACAAGGAGGGAAAACAGUACACCUCUCUGAACAGUGUCUGGGAGGCUGUGGUUGCUGCUGCACGCAAUGUUGAUGGUGAACAGAUCAAAACACUGACAGAAUCCAUGGAUGGCAGGCUUUUGAGUGUCCUUGCAAAGAAAGGUGGCUAUAUUGGUCACUGAUUUGUUUUUGUUUUGUUUUUGAAUGUCAGAAAUGUAUAUUUGUGAAUGUUGAGAUGUUAUAUUGGUUUCACUGGUAAUAAUAAAUAAUUGAAAUGGGUAUAUAUUUGUUUUUGUUAAGUUGCCUAAUAAUUAUGCACAGUAAUAGUCACCUGCACACACAGAUAUCCCCCUAACAUAGCUAAAACUAAAAACAAACUAAAAACUACUUCCAAAAAUAUUCAGCUUUGAUAUUAAUGAGUUUUUUGGGUUCAUUGAGAACAUGGUUGUUGUUCAAUAAUAAAAUUAAUCCUCAAAAAUACAACUUGCCUAAUAAUUCUGCACUCCCUGUAUAGUGAACCUUUAAAUUACACUUUUUUUCUAGAAGAUUGUUUUAAAUUGCACUAUGCUGACUAAAUUUUUUCUUUCUGUUCACAUCUUUAGAGAUGGUGAACUGAAAUUAUGGAUUGGAAAAUCAGCCAGGGAUGCAUUUGAUUUCAAACUCAAAGUCCAAUAACCAUCAUUCUAGGUUAUCAGAUUUAUCUAGAGAUGGAGACUGCUUGGACUUAAUGUUCCAGACUUCAUGUUUCAGCUAAUUCUCUAUAAUACCCAGUUGCAUUGUGUUUAUUAAACCAACCUUUAGAUUUCAUCAGAUCUGUUGGCACCCAGUGAUGUCUAUUUUACUUCCAUGAAUUCCAUCAUUUACAGCAGUUACAAUGGGCCAAUGUCAAGAACUGCAUUGCAAGUUAUUUUCCACAAGAGAUACCUUUAAAAUAACAAUGUAGUGGAAGUUAUUAUAGGACAGUGUGUUCAGGGAAAGCCUACAAUAUAUCUACAUUGGAACUGUACACUAUGUACAGCAUAGGAAAAUUUAAAAAAUUGCAUCAGAGGUAUACAGAAGAACAAUAUUUUUGCACCGUUUGUUGAUCAGAUUUUUAAUUUAAUCAGAGAUGCUUAUACAAAGCAUAUAUUAUUUUGAUGUAAACCUUCUUUACACUUUUUUUUUAGCAGCAUCCUUGUUAAACUAGAUGAUUAAUCACUCUCUUUAUUGGGUAGAUAGAUGUUUUUAUUACAUCAAAUAACUUGAGGUAUUCAGUAGUUCAGCAGUGUGAAAGUUGAAUUAAAGGAUUGUGCACUGCAAAAAUAUAUGUUGAGCCAAAUAUAGCAUCAUUUUAAAAUUGUUACUCUACAUUUGACCACUAUGUUUAACCCCUUAAGGACACAUGACAUGUGUGACAUGUCAUAAUUCUCUUUUAUUCCAGAAGUUUGGUCCUUAAAGGGUUAAACUAUUAUAAUGUGAUACGCUUUCUAUAAAUCAUUUAUGGACUUCAUUUGGCGAGCUGUAUGGAUGUUAAAGUGGAAAACAGGUUAGUUUGUGAUGAGCUUAUUAUGAAGCCAAAUUAUCAGAUAUAUUUAUCACUGGCUGAUAGGGAUCAAUGUAAAGCUUACUGUAAUAUCUUUAUACUCACUGGAAUAUUAUCUGUUCAGCAUGAUAUAACCUGAUCUUGCAUUUUGCAGAGUAUGAUAUUGUAGUGGCACACGAAGUUGACAGAGAUGGAAAUUAUAUCACACAUGAAAUUAGCCAUAGCCACAGAAGAAAAAGAUCACUACAAAAUAUUGAAACAGAUCCUUUGCAUCUCAAUCUACAAGGACUUAUCCAGGACUUUCAUUUGGAAUUAAAAGUAUCUAAUCACCUUCUUGCACCUGGAUUUGUAAUACAAACAUUUGGAAAUGGAAGGACUAAAUCAAUUGAACCAUACUCAUCUCGAGAUUUCUGCUUUUACCAUGGGUCCAUACUCUCCCACGAAAACUCAUCUGUAGCCCUCUCUACUUGCAAUGGCCUGGUAAGUUAG
Molecule: messenger RNA, 9675 nt
Organism: Pelobates cultripes (western spadefoot toad)
Lineage: Eukaryota; Metazoa; Chordata; Amphibia; Anura; Pelobatidae
Source: the annotation of a GenBank genome assembly